This is a messenger RNA of Scatophagus argus, 6503 nucleotides long. RefSeq names its product E3 ubiquitin-protein ligase MARCHF6-like. The transcript has 26 exons. Lineage: Eukaryota; Metazoa; Chordata; Actinopteri; Scatophagidae. Gene Ontology annotation, cellular component: endoplasmic reticulum membrane. Bases 1299 to 4085 code for a protein of 928 amino acids. The record is from RefSeq and is a predicted model, not a curated record. Gene Ontology annotation, molecular function: zinc ion binding.
GGAAGAUGGAGUACCAGGAGAAAACCCACGCAGGCACAGGGAGAACAUGCAAACUCCACACAGAAGGGCCCAGACCGGGAUUUGGACCUGGAACCCUCUUGCUGUGAGGCGACAGUGCUAACCAUUGCAGCAGUGUGCUGCCCCCUGAAGUGAACCAUUGUAUCAUAAAUUACUUAACAUAGUAUUGUCAUAACAGACAGAUAAUGUUAAGACAACAAGCAACUGAAAUAAAAGAAAAACUGAUGUUGAAAGCAGCAGAAAUUGAGACAAAGCUGGAUGUAGUUUUUGUAUUGGCUGCUGUGUAUAGGAUAAUUUCUGUAAAGAAGGAAACUCUUUAUGAAACUCAUUUAUAAACCAAGUUAAGGAGGUUUCUCUCGCUCUAUUUUUGUUUGAAUAAAUGAAUGUGAUAAUUACUAAAAAUGCUCAUAAUAUAACCCAUGUCAGAUAAGGUAAGAUCAAAUAAAAACCCAACCCAGUACUUGAGUAAAAGUACUUGGUUACUUCUCCUAAAAUAAGUCUCCUGAAAUACUUAAUGUGGAUUCAUCAGAUACAGUUAUAUAAACAAAUAGUAGUCUGUAUAUUGUGUGAUCUACAUAUUCAACACUCUGUCUCAGUUCAUACACAUUGCUGCUGAAACUUUCUUUUUUUUCCUCCAAGAAACUUAAUUUUGGCUCAAAGCUAAAACUGUAAACUUGAGAAUGUGGGUAGGAUUUGAGUUUGAGGGCACUUAAAGAAAGAUCGUGUUACAAAUUAAGAUUUUUACACCUUUAUGUAAUGCAUGGGUAGCAACAGUCCCAGAGUAUUUUUUGCACUGAAUCCUUUUAUUUUACUAAAGCUUCUGAAAACUGCCCCCCAUCAGUGCAAGCAGACGAAGGUAUUGCCAAGAGACUGGUAUAGGUAGCCAGUCUGCGUAACAGAAGACUGUCCGCAACGUUGUUUUGCAUGAUAUCUACAAGAAAAAAUAAUCUUACACUGUGUCCUUUUUAUUUUUAGCCUGGUGUAGUUCAUAAAAUCAAGAUGCAAUUGUCUAACACUGAUUGUCCGUGGCUGCCACCUAGUGGUGAAAAUACUGCGAAAUCACGUGUUGCUUUGAUUAUGUCCUGAUCCUGCUGAUGUUUCUUUAAAGUGAAAAUGCUUCAUUUAAUGCCUAAUCGAAUGUUCACGUCAAGGAUAAUCAAUCAAUAAGUUUGGUCGAAACACUAACUUGAAAUGUUUACAUGUGGAUAGCUCGUGGUCAUCGCUUUUACACUGUCAAGGCUGAUUACUGUGGAGCGGUUCUGCCUUAGCAGCCAGUCAAGAUGGACACCGCCGAAGAAGCGGACAUCUGUCGGGUAUGUCGUUCAGAGGGGACACAGGACAAGCCGCUCUACCACCCCUGUGUCUGCACCGGCAGCAUCAAGUUUAUCCAUCAGGAAUGCUUACUGCAGUGGUUGAAACACAGCAGAAAAGAAUACUGUGAAUUAUGCAAACACAGGUUUGCAUUUACACCAAUCUACUCUCCAGACAUGCCAUCUCGGCUGCCUGUUCAAGACAUCUUUGCAGGGCUGGUCACCAGUAUUGGAACAGCCAUCAGAUACUGGUUCCACUACACACUGGUGGCCUUUGCCUGGCUGGGCGUUGUGCCUCUUACAGCAUGUCGUAUCUACAAGUGUUUAUUUACUGGCUCUGUGAGCUCCCUCCUUACCCUGCCAUUAGAUAUGCUUUCAACACAAAACCUGCUUGCAGACUGCCUCCAGGGCUGUUUUGUGGUCACUUGCACACUGUGCGCCUUCAUCAGCCUGGUGUGGCUUAGAGAACAGAUUGUCCAUGGUGGUGCCCCUCAGUGGUUAGAGCAGAAUCAACCCCCUCUAGUUCCAAAUCAGCCUAACGGUCCAGCACCAGCUAAUGAGCAGGUUCCAGGUGGUAACAACGCGCAGGCUGCUGCAGAUGGCGCAGCAGCCCGGAACCCUGCAGGCCCUGCUCCAGACGGGCUAGCACCUGCCAACGCACAUCAAGACGGCAACCAUGGAGACGAAGCUGAACUUGACGACGAGGAAGAAGAUGACGACGGAGAGGAAGACGACGAGGAAGACGACGACGAGGAAGGCAGGGAAGAGGAUGCAGCUGGCAAUAAUGGAGGACAAGAAGAUUUGAACUGGAACGCCCUGGAAUGGGACCGUGCAGCAGAGGAGCUGACCUGGGAAAGGAUGCUGGGGCUGGACGGCUCCCUAGUUUUUUUGGAGCAUGUGUUUUGGGUGGUGUCUCUCAACACACUCUUCAUCCUGGUCUUUGCAUUUUGCCCGUAUCACAUCGGGCAUUUCUCAGUGGUUGGACUAGGCUUUGAGGACUAUAUCAGAGCUUCACACUUUGACGGCCUCAUUACCACCAUACUAGGGUACGUCCUCCUGGCAGGAGCCCUUAUAGUCUGCCACGCAUUGGCUUCAUUAGUGAAGUUCCAGCGUUCCAGACGACUCUUGGGUGUCUGCUACAUUGUUGUCAAGGUGUCCCUUCUGGUUGUCAUGGAGAUAGGCUUGUUCCCACUGAUUUGUGGUUGGUGGCUUGACAUUUGCUCACUGGAGAUGUUUGAUGCCACUCUGAAGGACAGGGAGCAGAGUUUUGACUCUGCUCCUGGUACCACCAUGUUCCUCCACUGGCUGGUCGGCAUGGUCUACGUCUUCUACUUCGCCUCUUUCAUUCUUCUCUUAAGAGAGGUUCUCCGGCCAGGUGUGCUAUGGUUCCUGAGGAAUCUGAACGAUCCAGACUUCAACCCAGUCCAAGAGAUGAUCCAUCUGCCCAUCUAUAGACACCUGCGGAGGUUCAUACUCUCUGUGGUGGUAUUUGGCUCCAUAGUUCUGCUGAUGCUUUGGCUUCCGAUCAGAAUCAUCAAACUACUCUUCCCGACCUUUCUUCCAUACAACGUCAUGGUUUACAGUGAUGCCCCGGUCAGUGAGCUGUCAUUGGAGCUGCUUUUGCUUCAGGUUGUUCUGCCAGCGUUGCUGGAACAGGGUCACACACGCCAGUGGCUCAAAAGGCUUGUCCAUGCCUGGACGUUCACCGCUGGAUACAUGCUUGACCUUCACUCCUACCUGCUGGGGGAGCACGAAGACGAAGACAACCAACCAAACAACAACCCUCCCGGCCGUCAUAACAACAACAACAACAACAGGAUCCCAGGCUUAGGGGAAGGGCUUCACGCUGCCCAUCAGGCCAUUCUGCAGCAGGGUGGUCCUGUAGGUUUCCAGUCAUACCACCGACCCGUCAACUUCCCUCUGAAGAUCAUUCUGCUGGUGGUCUUUAUGUGUGUGACGCUGUUACUGGCUAGUCUGAUCUGCCUCACACUGCCGGUGUUUGCAGGUCGCUGGCUGAUGUCUUUCUGGAUGGGCAGUGCCAUGGUUCAUGAACUGUACACAGCGGCCAGUGGUCUGUAUGUCUGCUGGCUCUCCAUUCGAGCCGCCACUGUGCUGCUGUCCUGGAUGCCACAGGGACGGUCCGUCAUCAUGAUCAAAGUACACGAGUGGACUCUCUUGAUCCUGAAGACCAUUGUGGUAGCUGUGAUGUUAGCUGGGGUGAUUCCUCUGCUGCUGGGUCUUCUCUUUGAGCUGGUCAUCGUGGCUCCUCUCAGAGUCCCACUGGACCAGACGCCUCUCUUCUAUCCCUGGCAGGACUGGGCCCUGGGUGUGCUUCAUGCUAAAAUCAUUGCUGCCAUCACACUGAUGGGUCCUCAGUGGUGGCUGAAAACUGUCAUUGAGCAGGUGUAUGCCAACGGUAUCCGAAACAUUGACCUCCAUUUUAUCGUGCAAGGGCUGGCUGCCCCAGUCAUCUCUGUCCUGCUACUGUCUCUCUGUGUGCCCUACACCAUCUCUAAAGGCAUCACACCACUACUAGGCGUGCAGCCGGAGAUGCAGACGCUGGUUGAGAGGAGGAUCUAUCCGUUCCUGCUCAUGGUGGUCAUGCUGUUGGCCAUCCUGUCCUUUCAAAUACGACAGUUCAAGCGCCUCUAUGAACACAUCAAGAAUGACAAAUACCUGGUUGGACAGCGACUGGUGAACUAUGAGCGUAAGACAGGCAAGAGCACGUCCACCUCCACAUUCAGCUCUUCCUCAUAGACCUGACGCUGCUGUGGGAUCAGUGGAGCUCACACACUCUGCUCAGCACUGAGAGCUAUCAGCUGUCAUCAGCUCCUGUGCUGAAACCUUUUUGUUUCCUCCGUUCUUGGCUGUCAAAUGCCAACUUCAAACACAGCCUCUAAACUUUUGACUGCAGUCUAAUCCUCUUAUUCUCCAACAUCUACUGUGUCACAGGUAGGGAGACAAAGAAGAGCGAAGACAAAAUAGUCUCAGAAUUCUUCACUGAGUAUGUUAAUUCCUGAAGAAGGUUGUUAACCAGGCUGCAGACACGGUCAACAUGAGUUGUUGACUGUCCAUCCUGUUUAAUGUGUCCGUUUUUGUCCUCAGCGCAGCUGACAUUUUAAGUUGUAAUAACAUUAUUUUAAAAAGAUUUUGAGUUGAAGUGGGGUCAGUUGAGCCUAGCUUUUACCUCUGAUCGUGCUUCCCUUUGAUUGGUAGUCAUGAAAUGUUGUCUAGAGGUCACACUGAGUGUCUCUUAAUGGGACAUUUUCUGACAUUUCAGAGCUGUGGGGGAGAUAUUAUGCUAAUUUCUUUGCCGUUCUGUUCCAAGUGUUGAGUCUUCUCAAAUGACACCAUCGAAUUGGGGUUAUCAGUGGUAAAGAAGGACAUGACAUGAUGUAGCAAUGUGAUUGUGUGCUCUUUUUUAAAAAAGAUGUUUUUAUUAGAGGUGUUUUCAAUGAUUUUUAGUGUUUGGGAGUUAGCUGUUAGAAAGUCCUCAGAGGACUCAUUUGAAGUAAAGUUGUAGAAAAAGAAAGAAAGAAGAAAGGGACAUUGUAAACAAUCUGGACACAGCCCAGAAUGUGGAUGCUUUCCCUGUGAAUUUUAAGAACACUCUGGACUGAGUGGGACCCUCGCAAAUCCACCUUCAGGAGAGGAGAGGUCAUCGACAUUAAGUCACACAGCGCGCAGAAAGUGAGGUUUUAACCAAGAGUACUUAAACUGAAAAACACGCCUCAGGACGUGCCUGUGUUACACCCUUAUACUCCCACUGAUUUUAUAGGAAAAUGUAUUUUAAUAGAAUAAAAAAAAUAAUGUGAACUAUCUGGCCUUUAGUGGCUUAUAGUGCUGCUAAUCAGAGGGUCAGACUGUCUGCAUUCUGCUGAUGGUUGGGAGCCAACAGCUGGAAACAUCUGUGUAAACAGCAAAAUACUGAAUGUCAAAGGGAAAAAAGACUCUCAAGCCAAUAAUAACAGAAAUGUACUGGCAAACUGGAUUUAACUCAUCUCAGUUGGGGAAAGCGUAGUUACAGUUUUACAGCACAAACUAAAACAUUUCUGCACCGCGAUGUCGCUCAAACUAAUUGUUCGGUCGUUUGCUGCCACCAGCUGAGCUGAAUCAGACGGAUCAUGACAGAUCUCAUCUUGUGAUCAGUUUAGUCGUUAACGGUUGCUUACCUACAGGGCCGGUGUGGUGCGAAGAUUUUAAAUGACAUUUCUCACUUCUGCUUGUUGUAAACUGCAUGAUUUCUAACACAACUUUGUGAAAAACCAUCUAUGCAGGUCUAAUUGAAACAGUCAUGCCUACUUUUACAAAGGACUGGGUAUUUAAUAUAGAUUAAACAGCUCUGUUUCAGCUAUGCUACAGUGACUUUAUUACAUAGUUGAUUGCUUUUGAUUGGAUGGAGCUACAGUUGUUUCUGAGCAAUCAUUUUUCACGUCUUUACUAGCUAAGACAUUCCUUAAAUUUUAAUGGUGCAACCUCAUUUAAGUAAAUGGCAUGGGUUGCAGCUAGUUAGCUCUUACUAAGACUUUACACAGAGUUACUAACAGAUUUGCAGAUGGCUGGUGCAACUCAGCCCUGCUUCUUUUAUCUGAAUGUUCAAGUUGUGUCUCCAUUAAACUAAUAUUUCCUCUGAUGUUAGCAGAAGGGGGAUUUGUUUUGGGCAGGUUCACAGUGUUUCCUGUGGAACCAGAGGUUUGUUGUCAGGGCGAAGUUGACAUGAACUGUGGGUUAAAUGCGCUUUGGCUGGCCGACGUUACAGACGUCCUGUGCCUGAAAUGAUGGCAGCUUCACUUUGCUGUAUUUUUAGAUGAUAAUCAGGUCACGACUCACCUCUUGCCAGUGUCCAGGCACUAUUUCAUUCCCUGUUCCCUAUUCCUAUUUACCUGCCUGAAAGAAAUAUAAGUAAAGAUGAAUCAAAAACUCCUUAGCAGAUGUGACAGGUGGCUGUAGAAAUACAUAUGAACAAGUGAAAAAAUACUCAAAAUGUCUCCUAACCUUUCCAAAAUCAGUUUUUCUUUCAGACUAUUGUUAUGAUGAUGCUCCAGUGAUUACAUGGUUACCGUGGAUUUAAAAAACAAGGAUGGUCAGCAGACUACAAAGUAAAGAAAUGCAAUCAAAUUCAAGAUUUGAAAAAUAAGAGGGUUAACUUGCCCUCUCCAAAACAGAAAAGAGAUU